CUCGCUCCUCAAGCAAUCCUCAGCGACGACUUUAGACUAUCGUCCACGUAUUUGAUUUUCUUACGGACGGUUCAAGCGACACGUGUCGCACGCCGGCUAAAAUCAAAAACCGAAAAAUAUAAUUUCCCUCCUUUCUCCGUCGUAUCAGUGAAGUAAAACCCUAAUAUCUCUCACACACUCGAGACUCUCCAAACUCUUCCGAUGAUGGGCGGCCCCAAAACGUUUGUGGGAGUCCGUUUCUUUCUGUUGGGUUUCGACCCCAUGAACGAGCGCCAGGUUCGAUCUAAGCUGGUCGAUUGCGGCGGGACUGAUGUCGGUAUCUAUUCCCCCAAUUGCACUCACAUCAUUGUGGAUAGGAUUACCUAUGAUCACCCUGUUUGUGGUGCUGCUCGAAAGGAAGGGAAAACCGUUGUCACCGCUUUGUGGGUUCAUCACAGUUUUGAUGUUGGAAUGCUCCUUGAUGCUGCUGCUAUUAUAUACAGGCCUCUUAAACAUUUGAAUGGUAUUCCUGGUGCCAAGAAUUUGUUGAUCUGCUUGACUGGAUAUCAAGGACAAGAUAGAGAUGACAUUAUGACAAUGGUCAAUUUAAUGGGCGCUCAAUUUUCUAAACCGUUGGUGGCAAGCAGAGUCACUCAUCUCAUUUGCUAUAAGUUUGAAGGGGAGAAGUAUAAACUUGCCAAACAACUCCCUCAGAUUAAGAUUGUGAAUCAUCGCUGGUUGGAAGAUUGCUUAAGGGAUUGGGUUCUUCUUCAGGAAGAUAAGUAUAGCCAGAGUGGCUAUGAGUUGGAGAUAAUGGAGGCUGAGGCUAGGGAUUCUGAAGAUGAAGCUGAGGACACCUUUAUUAAGCAAUCUGUGGGGAGAAACAUGAAUAAGAGUUGCCACAAUAUACACGCUGAUUCUCCAGUUCCCUUUAAAAUUUCAAAGUCAGAAGGAAAGGUGUCUAUGGUUCCCCAAAAUUCAAUUGAGAAAGCUAUUUCUCGAAAUGAUGAUAAAAUUGAUCAAGCCUCGAGAUUUUCUGACAUUCAUGUUGCCAAGGUACCUAGCCCUCAUGAUGCCUAUAAAUUAAAAGAUGCCGUGCUUGGUGAGCAUAGUGACCACUGUCACACAACUCCAGAUUCUAAGAUGAAGGAUUACAUGACAUCUACUGUUGAAUCUGUUGAAAGGCAGCCCCCUCGUUCUGAUAGGAAACUAAGCUACUCCAGUCAAUCGGCACGGAAAUCCACACUUCCAUUAUACUCUGGAGAUAGGUCUUCUAAAGGGCCUAUUUGCAAGUUCAAUGUCAGUGAUGAUUUUGCCUCUUCUUCCUCCUUCAGGGUGGAAGAAAAUGAAAAACUUGACUCUAAUUGUGUGGAUGUUCUGUUGAAAACAAAUCUUGUACGUGAUGAAGCAGAGCCAAGUGGUAUAUUGCCUCAAAAAUGGACACCAGUUCAGUCUAAUGUGAGCUCCAAAUUACAGAAGACGAGUUGUGAUGCAGAAUCAAGCAUUGUGAGAAGUCCAUCAAGUGAUACUUCUCCUGAAAAAAUACCAACACCUUUGAUUGAUGGUUCAUAUAAGACUAAUAGUCAUUAUACUGACAGAAAUGAUGAUAAUUCUUUGAAUAAGACUCUGACUCAUUUGAAUGCUGCAGAAACCUUAGGUGCUGUUGUAUUGCCAACAAAAUCAUCUAAUCAUGCUGAGAAAUCAUUGACAUCUGUUGUGCCUUCCUCCACUACCCUGAUCUCAGAGAUUGCCCAUGAUGGCAAUGCCAACGAGAAAUCUCCUCUAUCCACAUUCCAGAGGUUAAGAAAGUCACCCUUAUCCAGCAAGCCUGGCGUUGGAAAUUUGGCAAUGGAAGAAUCUACAACUACGGUGAGAGACAUAAUGGAACCACAAAAUCAGCAACAAGAUGUCCAGGGUUCGUCGCUGAGAAAGAAUAUGUCGGUGACUAAUAGGUCCGACAACGUUGCUAACUUGGACUUGCAUAAAGGUGGAAUUGAUGACUCGAUAAAACCAGAUAGGAAGAUGAUGCUAUCCGAGAAGACUCUCGGUUCUAGGCCCAAGUUAACUUCCGCGAACCAAAAUUUUUCUAUUUACUGGGAUGAUGGUGCCUCCUUAAAUGUUGAUCGUGUUUAUAUAAAUGCAGCAGAUGAGGAGAAAUCCCCCACUACCAAGCCUGCUUUACUUUCUCCAGAUGUUAAUGCAAAAGCAGGGAGGCUAGCAAUUAAAGAUGAUACUACGUCUGCAGAUGUUUCUGAGAACAAAACUGACUCUCUGGAUGAUGAAACUGAGGCUCCUGAGGAAGAAGAUCAACACGAAUUGGAGAGUAUACGUGAAGCGAAUAAGUCGGAGCUUAAUGUUGAUAUAGUCAUGGAAGAGGAAUUAAAAGGGUUGCAGCAUAUAUCAAAUGACUCCAAUCCCUGUGUCCAUGGGGAUGCAACGGCCUCAGGGGAAAAUGUGCAAGAAAAUGAACAAGAAGAAACAGUUUCUGUGCAGGUGGAAUUAACCUCAAAAGGUGGUGGUGUUACAGGGAAGAAGAACAGUGGGAGAAAGGGACAUUUGGUUAAAUCUAAGUUGAAGACUGUUCUGGCAAUCAGUGAUCAAAUGAACUCCGAGAAAUGUGUCGCUGAGGAUAUAUUAAAUCACUCUGAGCCCUGUGUCCAUGGUGAUGCAAGGGCCUCGGUGGAAAAGAUGAAAGAAACUGAACAAAGAGAGUCUGUUUCUAUGCUGAUUGAAACAACCUCAAAAGGAGAUGGUGCUAAAGGAAAGAAGCACAAUGGGAAAAAGCGACCUUUGGGUCGAACCAAGUUAAAGACUUCUCCUGUAGUCACUGAGACUGAGAACAAUAAGGGGACAGAGAUGGAAGAGGUCGGAGUUGCAUGUCCAGUAGGCAAAUCUAAGUGCCACAGUACACCCAAAAGUAAGCCAGAGGAUUCUUCUGAGCUGAAGGAAAACAGGCCAACUGUUCGUGGAGAUCAAAAUAUAAGCAAGGUCAAAGAGCAGGAAGGGAAAUCACAUGUUAAAUGUAAUUUUACUCCAACAGAGAUCAAUCAAAAGUUGGCAAAGAUCAGUCGAAAUUCUGCAUUACAAGACGUGAAGGCUUCAGACAGAGUUAAAACUCAACCUGAAUGGUUUAUUUUGAGCGGACAUCAGUUUGAGAGGAAGGAGUUUCAGCAAAUUAUCAAGCGAUUGAAAGGAAGGUGUUGCCGUGAUUCCCAUAAUUGGUCCUACCAGGCAACACAUUUAAUUAUACCAGAACCAAUUCGCAGGAUAGAAAAGUUUUUUGCAGCUGCAGCAUCCGGAAGAUGGAUUCUUAAGAGUGAUUAUUUGGCAGCUAGUAAUCAGGCAGGAAAAUUUGUGGCUGAGGAACGUUACGAGUGGUACAAGAGUGGCCUCAGUGAAGAUGGCACAAUCAAUUUGGAGGCCCCAAGGAAGUGGCGCCUCUUGAGAGAGAGAACUGGUCAUGGUGCCUUUCAUGGAAUGCGGAUUAUUAUAUAUGGUGACUGCAUUGCACCACGUCUGGAUACUCUGAAGCGCGUCGUGAAGGCUGGUGAUGGGACAGUAUUAGCAACUUGUCCUCCAUACACACGCUUCUUGAACUCUGGACUUGACUUUGCCAUUGUUAGCCCAGGAAUGCCACGUGUUGAUGUGUGGGUACAAGAGUUUUUAAAACACGAGAUACCCUGUGUUGUAGCUGACUACUUGGUUGAGUAUGUGUGCAAACCGGGAUACCCCCUUGAGAGACAUGUGCUAUACAAUACUCAUGCUUGGGCGGAAAAGUCAUUUGGCCGUCUGCAGAGCAAGGCAAAAGAAGUUUUGGUUGUGGUGGAAGAAGAGGAUGAGACACCUAUGGAGGAUUCUGGUAGCAGUGAUAUACCCUGCGUUAUCUGUGGGGCUUGUGACAGAGGAGAGGUAAUGCUGAUAUGUGGCAACGAAAGUGGGUCUGUUGGCUGUGGAAUUGGUACUCAUAUCAACUGCUGCAGUCCGCCACUUGAAGAAAUUCCAGAGGAUGACUGGUUCUGUCCAAAGUGUAGUAGCCAAAGCAAAAACACCAGUAAUCCCUCUAAGAAAAGGAAAAAGGGCAAGAGCAAGUGAUUGUCCCAACUCCCAAUGUGUAAUUUACUGUAUGUUAAGUUCAAAUGUUUGUACGAAAGUGCAUCACUGUAUGUGUGAUGUAGGAACAUGGGAAGGCAAUUAUCCUUCGACUCUUUAUUGUACUGCAUUCACUGUAAGUGGCUUAUUUCCAUGAGUUGUAUCUAUUUUAUUCCACAUUCGCCCAUAGGUUUGCUCUAUC
Molecule: messenger RNA, 4270 nt
Organism: Argentina anserina (silverweed cinquefoil)
Lineage: Eukaryota; Viridiplantae; Streptophyta; Magnoliopsida; Rosales; Rosaceae
Product: BRCT domain-containing protein At4g02110
Exons: 10
Coding region: 202-4071 (1289 amino acids)
Source: RefSeq, a predicted model, not a curated record